This is a messenger RNA of Papaver somniferum (opium poppy), 618 nucleotides long. RefSeq names its product serine/threonine-protein kinase prpf4B-like. The record is from RefSeq and is a predicted model, not a curated record. The transcript has a single exon. Bases 1 to 618 code for a protein of 205 amino acids. NCBI's taxonomy places the organism in Eukaryota, Viridiplantae, Streptophyta, Magnoliopsida, Ranunculales, Papaveraceae.
AUGGAAGUAAUCAGACAAACUGCACGAAGGGCAGAUUCUGUUAGCGAUUCCCAACAGUGCAGGAGACGCGAAGCUGAAAGGCAUGAAAUCGAGGUUCAGUCAGCCCCAGCAAUACCCAUUGGAAACAUGCUGGGUAAAAAUCAUUCUCAUGACAGAGCCCUAGAUCUUGAUCAAGAUCGAGAUCAUGCUCAUAACAGAUCCCUGGAUGGUGGACGAGAUCGAGAUCGUUUCCGCAACAGAACUCCAGAUCUGAAUCGAAAAAGGGAAAAACAACCAGUGAUCGACAACGAAGGAAUGGACGUUGAUGGGGAAAACCCACAAGUUCAAGGAAACAAUGAACGCGUAUUCGGCAGUCCGUCAAGAAGGAAAAACGAUCAGCAGGGCCAGCGAGACGGACGAACUGCGACUCCUAGUACAAAUGAACUGUUGCACAAUCGGCUGAACGAGUGCGAGAAAGAGAUCGCUCUCCUGAUAUUGGAACGUGAGAACCAGUCUGGUCCUAGGUCUGGUAAUCUGAACAACCAGAGGGGUCGGUCUGUAUGGCAGUGCCUUGGAAGACAAGUUAGCCCGAAAGCUGCAUAUCGAAGCAGAGAAGUGGUCGAUCUUGAUCGGCCAUAG